AGUUGUGUACUGUACAACAUUCGGGUGUCAGUCUUAGUAAAUUGUUCAGAUUGGCGACGCAAUCGAAAUGCUGGGCAGUGAUUACCUGCUCGAGCUCUGUGAUGUCUCUCAGACCGGCGAGGUGGAGCCGGGAACAUGGUUCCAGAAGAUGGUGGGGAGCGUCCGAACUGACGUGAUUUUGCGAGACGUGUCUUUCGAAAUUCAUUCCGGAGAGGUGAUGGCAAUCUUGGGCUCGAAAGGCAGCGGAAAGCGGGCUUUACUGGAAAGCAUUUCACGUCGGGCUCAAGGUGCGCGACGAGGCAAG
Molecule: messenger RNA, 304 nt
Organism: Notodromas monacha
Lineage: Eukaryota; Metazoa; Arthropoda; Ostracoda; Podocopida; Cyprididae
Source: the annotation of a GenBank genome assembly